Schistosoma mattheei is the source of this 1182-nucleotide messenger RNA. The record is from the annotation of a GenBank genome assembly. Lineage: Eukaryota; Metazoa; Platyhelminthes; Trematoda; Strigeidida; Schistosomatidae.
AUGGCUUACACAGUGCCACCUCGAUCAUUAUAUCAGAAAUCGGAUAACACUACCAAAUUAGUAACUGUGGAUAUACAAGAUGUGACAUGGCGUUAUACACAGAAGUUUUCAGAAGUUCAAUCCCGUCGAAAUAUGAUUAGAGAAUCCGUAUUGGCGUAUAAAUUAGCGGACAUUCAUACUAAUGCUAUCCGAAACUGGUCGCUUAACAAUAAUCCAGCCGAUAUUGACCAAAAACCAUACUGUUGGGAUUCAGUUAUUGAUGAAUUGGUGAGUUUCCUUCAUCCUUCAAAGUGUAAUGAUCAACUUCCGGGUCGUCAAACUGGAUCGUUGGAAUGGCGUCAAGCUCGUGGUGAACUGGGUCAGACUUCUCUGUAUGUUGAACCACUUCUUAAAGGAUCAAAGUGUAUUAUUACCCCGUCUAAUUCGGAACUUCAAAGUGGAAUAUUUCACUUACGUUAUAAUUCAGCUUUAAAUAUUUACCAGCGUCCUUAUUAUUCUAAUGAUAGUAAUAGUAAUGAUAAUAAUGAUAAUAAUAAUAAUGCAAAAACGGAUACUGAUGUUGUAUUAAAGUUUCAAUGUUCUACAAAUUCACCAAAAGCGAAUAAUCAAGAGUCAACCAAAUUGAUUGAAAAUGCUCGGAAAGCCGGUUUAUAUGGAUGGCAGUCUAUGGUCUAUCAAUGGAGAAAUAUUUUUCGGAAGGUGGAACUUGAUUGGCACAUGGUUUAUUUAGCUCGUGAAGAGGAUAGUAAACCUUCAGAAGAUGGAAUAAUUAUCUGGAUGCUUGAUUUAAGAAAUACUAAUUAUCGUGUCGGAAAAGUUUCUAUAUUUACAAAUAUGGUGUGUCAUUCAACUGAUUGUCAUGCUCGUUUUGUACUUUGUUCCGGUGAAUAUCCAGUAAAUAGUAUUAAUAGUGGCCAAGAGGAAAAUAAUCCACAAUCUGUGCCUAACUCAUGUUUGUGUCUUCAACCAGGUUCUGCUUCAUUAUUCAAUUCAGAAUCUAUGAUUGGAUCUGAUUUUCUGACUUUGAAAGCUCGUCUAUGGAAUGAUGAUGAAUCUAUUGGAAAGUCAUCUUCUGUGGCUUGGCAGCAAGCCCAACUAUUUCGGCAAAAGGAUAAUGAUUUUGAUACUUGGUCAUUGGAAUGGAAAGUUGAAUUGGUAAAAAUUAAUAAAACAGUUAAUUAA